AUGAACAUGCUUGAGACUAUUGUAGGAGGACUAUUAUGGGAGCUACGAGACGAUAUGCAUGAAAAUCAUGCUCAAUGGCCUGACAACAGAGCUAUGUCUAGAAAGUUAAAUUCUAUUACUCAAGAGAAGAAUGAAGAGGUUAGGACAACAUUUGUUGAGAUCAUAGAUCAUGUGUAUGAUGGCGAUGCGGCCGAGUCCUCGUCGGAGGAAUCCUCGUAUCCACCCAGCCCUCUGCUCCACAGACCCUACAUCCCCGACGACCUAGCUCAUAGGCCGGACAUACGUGCCGCCUUCAAGCACGCCAAGGCCCAAUACCAAGCAGAUUUAUUUACUAGCAAAAAAGUCCCUUGUCGGUUUGUCUUCACCUUGGAUCGCUGCUCUUCUGUUUCGUGCAUGUCUGACGAGCCACACCUUCUCCAUAUCCGUGAGCCUGCAAAGAGUGCUGUGCUUUUUGCCGCCAACUCUAUCAUCACCCUCUCGUCCUAUCUUGAUGAUGAGCCGCUGAAUAGGUGUUGUGCUUUGUGGAUCCAACGGGACGACAAGAAGAAUACCGCCGUGGUGUUGACGUCCCCGCAUCUCAUUCGCGCAAAGGAUCCCGACCAGUGGAUGGAUGAGUGGACGGGCGAAUAUCAUCGCAGGGCUGCGGUCAUUGUUCACUUGUUUGACGACACAACUGCAGUAGCCAGUCUCCUCUACCUCCAGAAGCACUAUGAAUUUGCUCUUUACGAGGUUGUAGUGAACAAAUCGGUUCGACUGACCACUUUUAAUGACAAUGUGCACUCUGGUCAAGAUGUGCUCCGACUUGGAAGAGAUGAAAGUCUUGAUCUAAGGAUAACCCAUGGUAGGGUGGAGUAUAUGAUUCCAGUCCCCUACAAGAGAUAUCACUACAUGUAUUUUUCCAACAAUGAACAUAGCUUGCGUGACGAUGGAGGCCCUAUCAUUGACUUGGAAGGGAAAGUUGUGGGAAUGGUUAACAAUCAAAUCAAUGAGACCUUUUUACCAUCGUCUAUAUUGCACAAGUGCUUGGAUUCAUGGAGAAAGUUAAAGUGCAUCCCUCGGCCCCACCUUGGAAUGACCUUUACUUCCAUCAAGCUUCUAGAUCCUAUUUGUAUUGAGAGGAUGAGGCGUAAGCAUAACAUUGAGUCUGGUCUUAUUGUUGAAGAGGUGUCAAAAGAAUCAAAUGCUGAGGAACUUGGAAUCCGGAAGGGUGAUAUUAUUGAAUGUUUCAAUGGAGAAUAUACUUCCAGUACAAUUGAGCAAAAUAUGUAUCUAAUUGAAGCUUGA
This is a messenger RNA of Triticum aestivum (bread wheat), 1284 nucleotides long. RefSeq lists its product as uncharacterized. Lineage: Eukaryota; Viridiplantae; Streptophyta; Magnoliopsida; Poales; Poaceae. The transcript is spliced from 9 exons. The record is from RefSeq and is a predicted model, not a curated record. Gene Ontology annotation, biological process: proteolysis. Bases 1 to 1284 code for a protein of 427 amino acids. Gene Ontology annotation, molecular function: serine-type endopeptidase activity; protein binding.